AUGGGGAGCUCUUUAGUUCCACCCAAUUUGACUGUCCCACAAGAAAAAUCACCCUUGGUCACGCGGGAAGGAGAUACUAUUGAACUGCAGUGCCAAGUGACCGGAAAACCCAAACCGAUCAUUCUUUGGUCCAGAGCAGACAAGGAGACGGCGAUGCCAGAUGGAUCGAUGCAGAUGGAGAGCUACGAUGGGAUACUGAGGAUAGUAAACGUGUCUCGGGAGAUGACAGGGACAUACAGAUGCCAGACCAGUCAGUACAACGGAUUCAACGUGAAGCCGAGAGAAGCCCUGGUACAGCUCAUUGUGCAGUAUCCUCCUGCGGUGGAACCAGCCUUCUUGGAGAUUAGACAAGGCCAGGGUCGAAGCAUCACCAUGAGUUGCCGGGUGCUGAGAGCGUACCCAACUCGGGUGCUGACAUUUGAGUGGCGACUGGGCAAUAAAUUGCUGCGGACUGGUCAGUUUGAUGCUCAAGACUCUACCGAAUACACCGUAAGCAGUCUGUCCAGGGACAGCUAUGGGAUUUACAAUUGCAACAUCAUAAAUGAAGCUGGAGCAGGGCGAUGCAGCUUUCUCGUUACAGGCAAAGCGUACACGCCCGAGUUUUACUACGACACCUACAACCCCCUGUGGCAGAACCGGCCCCGGGUUUACUCCUACAGCCUGCAGUGGACUCAGAUGAACCCCGACGCUGUGGAUCGCAUCCUUGCGUACCGCCUAGGGAUUAAGCAGGCUGGGCAGCAGCGUUGGUGGGAGCAGGAGAUUACAGUGAAUGGGAACAUUCAGAAAGGAGAAUUAAUUACAUACAACCUGACAGAGCUGAUCAAGCCAGAAGCCUAUGAAGUCCGACUGACUCCUAUCACCAGAUUUGGGGAGGGAGAUUCGACCAUUCGUGUCAUCAAGUAUAGUGCUCCAGUCAAUCCCCACUUACGGGAGUUUCACUGUGGGUUUGAGGACAAUAACAUCUGUCUAUUCACCCAAGAUGAUACGGACAAUUUUGACUGGACGAAACAAAGCACUCUCACCAGACACCCAAAAUACACUCCAAACACUGGGCCUAUUGCAGACCGAACCGGGUCCAAAGAAGGUUUCUACAUGUACAUUGAAACGUCGCGCCCCAGGCUGGAAGGAGAAAAGGCCAGACUUGUUAGUCCUGUUUUCAGUGUGGUGCCUCAAAAUCCUUACGGAGCUACCAACACGGCGUAUUGUUUUAGCUUCUACUAUCACAUGUACGGACAGCACAUAGGAAGCUUGAAUGUUUACCUGCGGCUAAAGGGUCAGACGACAAUAGAAAACCCAUUAUGGUCCUUAAGUGGGAAUAAGGGGCAGCACUGGAAUCAGGCCCGUCUUAACAUACACCCAACCACUUCAUUUCAGGUCAUUUUUGAAGGAAUCCGAGGUCCUGGCAUAGAAGGCGACAUUGCUAUUGACGACGUAUCAAUUGUGGAAGGAGAGUGUAUGAAAACAUACCAGCCGCCCAUCAAUUCCCGAUCAGGUGCUUUUGGGACGUUAGCACAUAUAUGGCUUUUCCCAGUUCUCCUCCUCCUGUCUGUCUUAAGUCAUCAGAGGUGACCUUAUUCUGGCAGAGGCUACAAAAGAUUCACCAGGCACUGGCAUGAAGAAAGAGUCUUUGUAAAAUGGACAUUUAAAAACAAACUACCAAAGAUUCCUCCACUGACUGACUCAAACGUUUAAAAAAAAAAAUAAAAGUUUAAAAAAAAAAAUAAAAAGCACUGGGGAUAAAAGGCAUCCUGGGAGCAUAACUCGCUACGAACCACGCGUGAAAAAAAAAGUGAUCUGGCCUGAGUAAAGAGGAGAGCUGCAGGUGCUUUUGUGGUCAGUAAGAAUACAGCAUCAUCUGGUUGAACUCUGAAAAAAGAGCUAUAGAAAUCCUUGUCAAAGCACAAAGUCAUGGCUGGUUUUGUUUCAAAUGAAUAGUUUGCUUGUUACCAUGGAAACCUAAUGGCCUGCCAAAAAAAAAACAAAAAGAGAGAGAAAUAGAGAGAGAGAAAGAGAGAAACACCUUACUGUAAACAGGGUACGUGAAGAGCUGGCGUAUAUUUUCCCUUCAAGAAGGUUUUUAGUAUAGAGUUCAAUAAACGUAGGCCCUUUCGCCUUUGGCUGUCACCUCCCCUAGAGAAUAACCCUAAAUCAAAGCUGUUUAAGAUGUUUAUGUUUCAUUUUCUCAUGGCUAUGCUAGAUAACUGUAUGCCGUCUCCUUUUGCAUGCAUUACUAGCCAGGAUGUGCCACCUGGGCUUACAUAUUACACAGGCUUAUCGGAGUUUGCUUGCGGCCACUUGACCACCCCCCCUCCCUCCCCCCCAACUAAGUCAUCUGUUCUAAUGAAGUGAAGAAACCAAACCACCAUCUUUUAUAAAUUGCCAUGGAAACCAAGUGCCUUCAAUGAAACAAGCCUGAUUAUAAAACAAAAUAACGCUAAUAAUUUCAACACAGAAGCUUGCACUGCUAAAAUGUGGUUUGUCCAAACUAUUUUCUAAAACAAACUACCGAGCCUAAGAGUGCAAGCUGCAGGCAAGAAAGCAAAGCCGCUUCUGGAGAAGGAUGGACCUCGGUUGCUGCGUAAGCCCUUUUGGAUGAGAUGUUUGUUGUUUAACCUUCCAGACAGCCAUGGCCUUUCAGCUUAUUAUCCAUUAGAAAAUAGCUUCUAUUGGUCCAGAGAAUGGGAGCAACACUUUCCCCCGCCCCCCAGGUUAUCAAGUGGGUCAACCAGAGCAAAAGGUUGUUCAGAUAUACUUAGCGCAGAAGGUGGUAAAACACAAAAGUGAUUUUCUUCGUCUAACCUCCAUUUGAAAUGAAAUUGGCCCUAGCUUUAGAGAGAAGAGAAGGUGUGUGUGUGUGACUACAGUGCAUAUAUAUAUAAAAAAAAAAAUCAAAAAGAAGAAAACAAAACCAACAAAAAAAAAACAAAAACCACUCUACAGCAAAAGAGGGCCGGCAAAAUCUGGCUUUAUUCCAAACACCAAGGGUACAAUGCCUCUGCCCUUUAGUCAGACUCUUUGCAGAUUGUGAAAUAUUAUUUUAUUAUUUUAGCAAAAUUAAAAAAAAAAAAAGAAAACACUUUUACAAAAAAAUAAAACCUGUAAAAAUGAUUUUGAGCUACCUGAGUACAUGCCAUACCUUUAACCAGCCAGUUUUCCAAUGCAUUGUAAAUUUCCCUUACACACUUGGUUAUGAAAAUUU
Molecule: messenger RNA, 3199 nt
Organism: Alligator sinensis (Chinese alligator)
Lineage: Eukaryota; Metazoa; Chordata; Crocodylia; Alligatoridae
Gene: MDGA2
Product: MAM domain containing glycosylphosphatidylinositol anchor 2
Exons: 11
Coding region: 1-1569 (522 amino acids)
Biological process (GO): nervous system development
Cellular component (GO): membrane
Molecular function (GO): protein binding
Source: RefSeq, a predicted model, not a curated record